GGACGAGUUGAUUUUUGUUUACAUUUUUGUUCUGUAGGAUGUGGUAGUCGGGAUUAUGUCGGAAAAGUGUGUGUGUUUAGUUUCACGUUUUACUUUGGUUCAACGUAUUUAUGUUUGAUUUGAAGUAACGGAACGAAACUUAGCGACUUUCGUUUUUCUGCAAAUUACAGAAAAAUGUCAGGCGUAAGUCUAGCAAAUUCCGGAAGUGGCGACCUAGGAGACAAUGGCGGAAGGGCGCUCAAAUUGCAAACAGACACUCCACAUUUGGUCAGUAUGGGAGGAGACAGGCUUAGCACGUCUGUCACGCUUCAUCCCAUUCCUCAAGGGCGGAUGACGCUUGGAAGCGGUCCCGGGGUGGAUAUUUCAGUUCAAGGAACGGGGGUACUACCCUUGCACUGUCACAUCGAAAACAGUGAAGGCGUAGUAACUAUUUACCCACUAUCCGAAAAUUUGUCCAUUGAUGGAGUCAAAGUUACUAGGCCGACUCGACUAUCUCAAGGUGUUAUGUUGACCAUAGGGCGCUCAAAUUACAUGAGAUUCAACCACCCCGCCGAGGCCAAAUUGAUGAAGUCCGUUUUGCCGAACCCGCGGAUAUCUAUGGCGCCAAUUUAUUUCGAACUCGAAACCGCUUCGAACACGCUCAACAAAAAACCCCCCGUUGCUCCGAGGAAGAGCCCGCGGGAAUCGUUUUCCGACAGCGGAAGCGAGGAUUCGCCUUCCUCCUUAAUGACCAAAGUCUCGAAAUUCGAAUAUUUGGCCGCUCAGCAGUUGAAAAAAUCCAUUUGUCCGAAAGUUUUUUCAUCGAAUUUAAUAACCGUUAAUAUACCGGCGAAAGAUGUGUUGGGCAAAACGCCACCCGAUUUGAACAGUUUGUCGAAGAACUUACCGCAAAGUGCCUUAAACUACUCCGAACUGAAUUAUAAUAAGAAACAAAACGAAAAGGACCAAGUUAGAACGUCCGAAAGGCCGAUGUUCAGCAGGAAACAGCAACCGCAAUAUGUCAAUGUUACGGUGAACGAAACAAAGAACAUUAACAAUCGCGUUUUUAUUUACGAGAACGGUUGCGUUUCCAAGAAUCAAAACGUGAAUUUUGAUCACAACGAACUGAACAAUAAAAGUUCGAGUUGCAACAAGAACAUAAAUAUCAGUAGAGUGUCCACGCCGUCGCCUAGUUUCAACAGGAAUCCCACGCAGUCGUACAGAAGCGUCACUCCCAGUCCAACUUCCAAUAACGUUAAAAUCGAUCAUCGACGUAGCGGAUCACUGGGCGAAUUAACAAAUGAUAAUUAUAAUAUUGGAUAUCGUGAAGAUGUUACCCUUUUAAAUAAUGAUAUUGAAAUCAAAAGGAACCAGGCUCAACAGGAUAGAAUUAUGGAACAAGAAAUAGGAAAGGCCGAACAACAAAGAUUGGAGGAGAUUCUCAAUAUGUGCGCAGAAUAUGAAAAACAGAGCCUCUCCGAAAAACCGAAACCAAAACCGCCAAAAAAACCUGUAAGAAAAUCAAACAAUGGAUCGUUGCCUCGAAACAAAUCUCAACCGUCUUCACCAAUUUAUUGUACACCGCCACAAUCGCCACUCGACGCGCUUCAUAACGAACUGUUGAAACAAAAUAAUCACAACUACGAAAACCAUUUCAUUCCCGCGAGCUACGAAAACGUUGAUAUUAGGCGUACAGACGACACGAACGAUAAACAGUCUUCCAAAAAGAUCAGUCCGUAUGAAAACGUGGUGAUUCAAAGCCCUUCUGGACAUUAUUCACACGGAAUGAUGGAGAAUGUUGCAGCCAACAAAGAUACCACACAUAAGGAUACCACUGAUUUAAUCGAAAAUAAAUUCGCUAUCCUCGAAGCGGAACAGCUGUUACUUCAAGAAGCUGAAAAAGUAAUCCGACAAAACAAACACAACUCCAAAGAGAUCCCUAAGGAGAAUCAAGAUCUGAUUGGCGUGCAACGAAAAUCUACUCCCACCAAAUUUAUUUUGCCCUUAGAAGAUAUGGAUAAUUACAACAAAAGCAGCACUCCAAUAUCCUAUGAUAAUAAAGUUAACAAUAACUUUCAAAAUACACCAGAAUUUAACAGAAGCUUACAAUGUGAACAGGAAAAGGAAAGAUUGGAGAAAUUGAGGAAGGAAAAAAAAGAUAUUUUAUCUUUUAUAUCGAGAAUUAAACGUCAAAUGGCAGAAAUAGAAAUACAGGAGGAAGAGUUACAAAGAGAGUUCGAAAUAGAAAAGGCCCUCUUAUCGGGAGAAUUGAAGUCAAAGCAGCUAGAAAUCGAAAAGACUGAAGCUCGAAAACAGAAGCUGGUAAACCGCGCAAAGAAAAUUGAAGACAGCAUGAAUGAUUGUCACGUAAGAAAAGAAAUAGAACAAGAGAAGUGCCGAGUUGAAUUAAAUUUAGCCCAAGAACACUUGACACAAAUGGAAAAGAAACUAAAGGAGACAGCUAAAUCUAGUCCUAUGUAUGAGCAAGUUUUUGAAGAAUUUUUACAAGCUCAAGAAAAGCUUGACACUGAAAGGAAAUCAUUUGAAGAUCUGGAAUUUCAUCAUUUGGAGGAGGAAGCAGAUCUGCUUGCAAGCAAAGAAGAGGUGCAAAGGGAAAUCACGGACCUUACUCUAAAAAUUGAAAAUUUAAAAUCAGUAAUAUUACAGUUGGAUCAAGAAAACUGUGACAUGUCGAAAAGUAAUUCGAACGAAUAUAAAACUAUUGAAAAACAAAAAUUAGAAUGUCUAAUGAGAUUAGAAGAAAUUAGAAAUAAAUUAAAGUCUAUUGAUAGUGAGUUAUUGUACUUCAAUCAAGAAUCGGAGCAAGAUAUCUCCAGCGACAGCGAAAGUGACAAAAGUAAAGACAUUGAUAGUCAUUUUUCGAAUUCGUCGUUAAACAAUAUAACGGAUAUGAGUUGUUCUGUGAUUAUAAGUAAUACCAAAAUCCCUGAAUAUACUUGCAACAUGUCACAGUCAUUUAAUGAAAAACUAUUUCAAGAAAAAUCCAUUUUAGAAAUAGGAGAAAGGCGAUUCCCUAGUCAAGAUGAUAUAGAUAGAAUAAGCAAAGUUACAUCAAAUGCACCAAUUAACCCAGGUCAAGGGUCACUGGGAAGAAAAACUAUUGAAUCUCUAAAAGAACUAGAAAGAAACCGACAUUUACAUCUUUGUAAACAAGGGUCUCAAGUAAUAGAGCAGGAACGACAGCGCGUAUUGGCUCUAAAACAAAGAGUGCAGGAAGAAGUCAGAAAUAAAUGGGCGCAACGAGCACAAGAUUAUGAUCCUAUUGUGGAAGACGACACUAGGCAAUCAAGUGGUGUUGUUGACGUGAAUUACCUAAAGAAAGAGGAAAUUUCUUCGCCUAACAUUGAAGAUAAUACAAAUUUGGAUCAGAUUAAUAAGGAGAACGCUGAUUCAUCGAGACCCUUGUCUGAAAGCAGUGAAAUGAGUUUGGAAGUUGGAACACUUAGUAAAAGAAGGCAAAAACCAACAAGUGACAAACAAAGACCAUUAACUCGAUAUCUACCUAUAAGGGGGUCAAAUUUAGACUUGAGACAACAUAUUGAAUCAGCAGGUCAUCAAGUGGUACUUUGUCCUCAUGUUUUAAUCAACAGUGUUAGUUGUAGAGGCUUUUUACAUAAAAAAGGUUCUAAACUGCAUAAUUGGUCUAGACGUUGGUUUGUUUUUGACAGAAACAAGCACACAUUCUCAUACUACAGUGACAAAAGCGAGAAAAAAGCAAGAGGUGGUGCUUACUUUCAGGCUAUAGAAGAAGUAUAUCUGGACCAUCUUAAUACCAUCAAAUCACCAAACCCCCAAUUGACUUUUAUAGUUAAAACCCAUGAAAGAUUUUAUUAUUUGAUGGCUCCUUCGCCAGAAGCAAUGCGGAUAUGGGUGGACGUAAUAUUCACGGGUGCUGAAGGUUAUAGGGAGUUCGAUCAAGGGCUUUAAAGAUUUUCGAAUCGUAUGUUUAAUUAGGCUGCUAAUUGUUAAAUUAAUAUUGUUAAGCUUUUCUGUAUUGCUGAGUCAUUAAGAAAAUUUUAUUGUAUUUUUAUAAGAAUUUUACACUGAGACUUACUCAUAUAAUGCAUUUGCAUUGUUCCCGCACUAUCACAUUGCUAGUAUUUUACAUGUUUCAUAUUUUGGAUGAAAUGAUAAUUGGUGCUCUGAAAAUUAUUUAUAAUCCUACAUUCAAGUCCUACUUAAUCAAAGGUAAAUAAAUUUACCAUAUUUUUAUAGUGAAGUUUAUGUAGUUAAGAUAUACAUAUGAAAUUUGUAUUUUAAUAUAAAAUUUUUUUAAAUUUAUAAAAUAUCGACGUUGUAAGCAUAAUGUUGUUGUUCAUUCAAAAAUUGUUUUUCUGUUUCCUAAAAUUUGGUAUUUUUAUAACAGUAUUGUACAUUUUUGUGGUACAACAAUAUUAUGUUAAAUUAACAAGCACAUUUUCAAUAUAUUAGUUCAAGUAUUAGAAAACAGUGCCUUUAAAAGAGACUGCGACAAAUGUAUAAUAAGGAUUUUUUACUAUAAUAAAUUAAAAGUAUA
Aethina tumida (small hive beetle) is the source of this 4516-nucleotide messenger RNA. RefSeq names its product histone-lysine N-methyltransferase, H3 lysine-79 specific. The transcript is spliced from 14 exons. The record is from RefSeq and is a predicted model, not a curated record. Gene Ontology annotation, molecular function: protein binding. Lineage: Eukaryota; Metazoa; Arthropoda; Insecta; Coleoptera; Nitidulidae. The coding region runs from base 175 to 3927 and encodes 1250 amino acids.